AUGUCUAGCACAGCUCAGGAGGCAGAACUGAGCAAGGAACAAGAAGCCGGUUUGCUUGCGUGCCACCCUGAGGCUGUGCUGCUGCACAGCCACGCCGAGGCGUUUUUGAUUAUACCUGUUCAUCGCCCUCUCCAUUCUUGGAGGGCAUUCAAUACUUUAGAAACGGACUCGGACAAGGCGGAGGAUGAAACAAAGGACCACUCCAUGGGCGUAAUCCGCAAGAAGACCGCCACGCGCGGCACGGAAGGCGGUACCAAGUAUCAUUGCGAUGUCUGCUCUGUAGACAUCACGUCGACUGUUCGGGUAUCAUGCGCCCACCCCUCCUGUCCUGAGUACGACCUGUGCGUACCUUGUUUUGCCGCGGGCGAAUCAUCUAAAAACCACGACCCGCGAACUCACCCUUACCACGUGAUCGAACAAAAUUCGGUGCCUAUCUACACACACGACUGGGGUGCUGAUGAAGAGCUGCUCCUGCUUGAGGGCGCCGAGAUCUAUGGGUUAGGUUCAUGGGCCGACAUUGCAGACCACAUCGGAGGAUUUCGUACGAAAGAAGAAGUGCGGGAUCAUUAUAUUGAGACAUACAUUGAUAGUCCCAAUUUUCCACUGCCGGCUCGCGCGGAUCCUGAAGACAGGACAUUGCAGGAAGAGAUCUCAAAAGAGGAGUUUCAAUCUAGGAAGAAGCGGCGCAUUGAGGAGCGCAAAGAAGCGGCCAAAGCUGCACCGCCUGCGACACCAAAACAGAAGCCUACCGCUAGUGUUCCAUCAUGUCAUGAAGUUCAGGGCUACAUGCCCGGGCGUCUAGAGUUCGAGACGGAAUUCUGCAAUGAGGCCGAGGAAGCCGUUCAACACAUGCAAUUCGAGCCUGGGAAUGGCAUCAAUGAGAAUGGGGAAAUGGAUCCUGAAAUGGAACUCAAGAUGACCGUGAUGGAAAUUUAUAACUCGCGUUUGACCCAGCGGACCGAGCGGAAGAAGAUUUUGUUUCACCAUAAUUUACUGGACUAUCGAAAGAACAUUGCACAGGAGAAGAAGCGAACGAAAGAAGAGAAGGAAUUGCUGAACAAGGCGAAACCUUUUGCUCGCAUGUUGAACCAUGAAGACUUUGAAGAAUUCUGCAAAGGCAUCGAGUACGAACACAACUUACGACUAGCGAUCGCACAAUUGCAAGAAUGGCGCCAGUAUGGAAUUACCGAUCUCAAGAGUGGAGAGAAAUACGAGCAAGAAAAACAACAACGAGCCCAACGCGCCAUCCCACAGGGCUCAUUUGAUCGCUUCGCCACGUCAUCCCGUCCUUCAAAGCAAGUGCAGCAGCAGCCAGACGGACCAUCACAAGCCAGCCUCCUGACCACACCUGAACUACCGCUUCGAUUCCAAAAGGCGGCAACAAAGCCUGCCACCGCUUCUGCCGCUCCUAACCCGGACACUAAGAUGCCCCUUAACGACUUUGACCUUGCCUUUGCUGCCAACGGCGAUGGAUUUGGCACCACCACUACCGCCACCACUAAUGCUGCCAUCACCACUCCUCCUCCUCCUCCUCAACAAUCAACGAAAACAAAAUACGUCAUCCAGCCACUAAACGGCAUCAUUCCAUGGAAAUUAGAAAACGACGGCGCGCCCGAUCUACAUCUCCUAACCAAGGAAGAAAUUGAACUAUGCAAUACGGUGCAUGUGCAACCAAAACCGUACCUGGUUAUCAAAGAAGCGCUCCUGAAAGAGGCCAUGAAGCAGAAUGGCAGUCUCAAGAAGAAGGAUGCGAGAGUUAUCUGCAAGAUCGACGUUGCUAAAGCAGGACGCAUAUUUGAUUUCAUGGUGCACAGUGGAUGGAUUACCAAGGGUUAA
Talaromyces atroroseus is the source of this 1836-nucleotide messenger RNA. RefSeq lists its product as hypothetical. The transcript is spliced from 5 exons. The coding region runs from base 1 to 1836 and encodes 611 amino acids. Gene Ontology annotation, molecular function: transcription coactivator activity; zinc ion binding; chromatin binding. The record is from RefSeq and is a predicted model, not a curated record. Gene Ontology annotation, biological process: chromatin remodeling; regulation of transcription by RNA polymerase II. NCBI's taxonomy places the organism in Eukaryota, Fungi, Ascomycota, Eurotiomycetes, Eurotiales, Trichocomaceae. Gene Ontology annotation, cellular component: nucleus; SAGA-type complex.